This is a messenger RNA of Drosophila nasuta, 870 nucleotides long. RefSeq names its product zinc finger protein 189-like. Bases 1 to 870 code for a protein of 289 amino acids. The record is from RefSeq and is a predicted model, not a curated record. The transcript is spliced from 3 exons. Gene Ontology annotation, molecular function: DNA-binding transcription repressor activity, RNA polymerase II-specific; RNA polymerase II cis-regulatory region sequence-specific DNA binding. Gene Ontology annotation, biological process: regulation of transcription by RNA polymerase II. Gene Ontology annotation, cellular component: nucleoplasm. Lineage: Eukaryota; Metazoa; Arthropoda; Insecta; Diptera; Drosophilidae.
AUGCUCACGAAAAAAAAACGAAUUAAUCGAGGGGACGAGCUGCAGAUGCUCGACGAUCAGAUGGUCAUAUCGGGCGAAGAGCAAAUCGAUGAAGUAAUUGAGCCCUUCAAGUGCGACGAAUGCAUCAAGGCAUUCGCAACCAAGAAAGGCCUCAGUAACCAUAUGCGUGUCCAUAAUAGCUCAGCACAGUCCCAAUCGCAAUUGUGCGAAGUGUGCGGCGAGAUGGUGAAACAUCGGCGCAAUCUGGCGGCACACAUGCGCACCCAUGCUCAGCACAGGCCCAAUCGCAAUUGUCGCCGUCGCAGCAACACAAAUAUCGCGGCUCAAAUCGCGGACGUGGAGGUUAUAGAGGUGGUUUUCGUGGUAACCACAAUAACUACAACAAUGGUAAUUAUAACAACAAUUAUCAAAAUAACAAUAGAGGACGAGGCCCAUAUAGAGGAAACUAUAGAGGCGGUGGUAACUCGAACCGAGGCCACAAUAGCAAUAACCAAGGAAAUUACGUUUAAUGCAUCUGAGGCUGAAGAAUACCUUGACGAUUCCAUGGAUGAAACGUCCGGCAAUGUCGUUGUCUCCGCCUCCCAGCAGCAGCAGGCAACAACUGGCAACGCUGGCGGUGAAGUACUGCCCCAUGUGUGUCAUGUGUGCAACAAAGCUUUCCGCCAACAGUGUCGCCUCAAUCAGCACCUGCGCUCGCACGACGACGAGAAGCUCUACAUGUGCGAAGUGUGCGGCAAGAUGCUGAAACAUCUGCGCAACUACAAGGAGCACAUGAUGAAGCACACGAAUGUGAAGCAACAUCAGUGUAACAUCUGUGAACGCUUCUAUCAUACCGCCUCUAGCCUGGCGGCACACAUGCGCACCCUGUAA